This is a messenger RNA of Monodelphis domestica (gray short-tailed opossum), 4565 nucleotides long. The record is from RefSeq and is a predicted model, not a curated record. Lineage: Eukaryota; Metazoa; Chordata; Mammalia; Didelphimorphia; Didelphidae.
AUAUGACAGUUUGUAUUCAGUUGAAAAUGACUUGCUAUGAAAUGCUUCUCUGGAGUUAUGUGAGUGUUUUAUAUUAGAUCUAUGAGGAUAUAUAAUCUAUUAUGUAUAGAAGACAAAAAGAUAGGAAGUGAAGAGCAAUUUCUUCCUUGUCAAAUGCUUAUGAUAAUUGCAAUGUCAUAAAGAAUUUUUUUAAGAAGAAUUCUAUGAAGAGUGGGAGAAAUUAACAGUUUACAGAGUAUUCUGGAAAAAUUAUUUUCUGUGAUGGCUGGCCAUAGAGAGGACAAAGAAUUGUUUCCUGACUAUCAUGUCAGGAGAAGAGAAGGAGUAAAUAUCAAGAACUGCCUUCCCAGUAUGUCAUCACAUGUGUCUAGGGCUUCAGCUUCCUGGGAUCACAAGAUCACAGACUUAGAAUCAAAAACCUUUACAGAGACCAUGAAGUCCAACCCACUAAUUUCAAAGAAGAGGAACCUAAGCUGGAGAGAUUUAGAAAAUGGAAGUGUAGUACAAAUUGGAGAAUUGUUGCCAUGCAAGAUCUGUGGAAGAACCUUCUUUCCAGUUGCCUUAAAAAAGCAUGGUCCAAUUUGUCAGAAAACUGCUACCAAAAAACGGAAAGCCUUUGAUUCAAGCAGGCAGAGGGCUGAAGGGACUGAUAUUCCAACAGUAAAACCACUUAAACCUCGGCCAGAACCUCCAAAGAAACAGUCUAAUUGGAGAAGAAAACAUGAAGAAUUCAUUGCCACCAUAAGGGCAGCUAAAGGGCUUGAUCAGGCACUUAAAGAGGGCGGCAAACUUCCACCACCACCUCCACCUUCUUAUGAUCCUGAUUACAUUCAGUGUCCAUAUUGCCAGAGGAGAUUCAAUGAGAAUGCAGCCGACAGACAUAUUAAUUUCUGUAAGGAACAAGCUGCUCGUAUUAGUAAUAAAGGCAAAUUUUCUACUGAUACUAAAGGAAAGUCAACCUCUCGAGCACAGUACAAGCCGCCUGCCUUUAAAAAGACAAAUUCUCCAGGAACAGUACCUUCAGCAUCAUCACGCUUACCACAGCCAAGUAACAUUAGCAAGUCUGUCGUAGCUGUACCUUCAAGUAAAGGGUCUUCUGUCAGUGGCUCUUUUGGAAGCAAACUUCAGAACUUAUCUCCCUCUCAUAAAGGAGUAGCAGCUCCACAUUCAGGUAAGAUGGACAAGUUAGGCCCACCACUUCGAACUGGAAGAGAUGUGCAAAGGUUGUAUGAAAAUGAUACAAAAUCAGACAGUGCCAUCAAAAGAAAUGAGUUAUUGCCCAUUAACAAAGGUAGCACGAAAGCGCGAGCUUCGACACCACCUAGUUUGGCAAGAAAUUCUAUACCAAGUGUGUUACCAAACAAGAGAAAAACUUAUAAUGCUGAUAGUUAUACAAACAGGUCAGAUGUAGAUUAUUCAUCUGUCAAUGGAGGAAGCUUUAAAGGCAAUGAAGGAAAUUCAUCUGGACAGUUAUCAAAAUUCUGCCAUGAAUGUGGAACUAGAUAUCCAGUGGAAUGGGCGAAAUUCUGCUGUGAAUGUGGCAUUCGAAGGAUGGUUCUAUGAACAUGAAUCAAAAAGUAAAAGAAAGACCCAAGCCCAGAGUUCUAUAGAGAUACUGCUUCAUGGAAACUUAGAGCACUUCUCCAGUUAUUUCAUGCUACAAAUAUGCAAACAUAGUAAUUUUUUUUAGUGCAAUCCUUUUUGGCUGAAUAAUUUAUAUAUAGAUUUUGUACAUACUAUGUGUAAAUAAUAAAUAUCAGGUGCCCACAAAUGUGUCAUUUAGGAAAAUAUUCUUUCAGCUUGAUAUAUUUUCAAGUGGACACAUGUUAAUUUAUAGAUAGUAACUUUCAUUUUGUUUGUUAAAAGCACAUUAUCCCAAGGUAGCCUAAACUUACCUCUUUGAAAUUUUGACUUUCAGAAGAUAAGUAAACAUGUUAUUUUAAUUUAAUCUUACCUUUUAAAAGGUUAUGGGAUCAUAGAUUUAGAUCUAGCAGGCAUUUCCAUGGCCAUUUAGUUCAAUUCUUAUUUACAUGAGGAAAUCAAGGCCCAGGAAUUUUGCAAAUUGCCUGAGAUUGUGUCAGACAUAAUACAUUAUUUUCCUUUAAUUUUGUACUCAAAAAAAAUUUCUUUGGCUAAAGUCUUAUCGGAGCACAUUCCCUUUUUUGUUAUUGUAAUUAAUUUAAUAAUAUUUAUUAAAAUAGAUAAACAUAGACCUAUGUGGCCCAUUUCUUAGACAUAUAACAAAACAACAUGAUUUAAAACAUACAUGUGCAUUCUUUGGAAAAGUAAGUGAAAUUUCCUUUUGAGAGGCUUAUUUACAACUAAAAGAAUGAUCAAAAUUGAAAAUAAAGAAUUUUGCAGCUGUUUUCAAGAUAAGGAUUUUUAUUCCCAAAUGGCCCAUGAAAGUACUUAUUAAUGUCAUCUUUCUUUUUUGUUCCCAAUUGUGACUUCAGCUUAUUUUGGUUUUCUGCCUCUUCUUUGUCUUCAUACUUGAGAAGAAAUUUUAAAUAAAAAUUUGAUUUUUGUGCAUUUAGAAACUGUAAAUAUACAUUGUUUCUCCAUAAGGAAUAUGAAAUCAUAACUUGAUUUUAACAAAUUUCCAAUAGAUACCUAGAUUUUUUUUUAGUAUUUCACACAAAAAUAUGUAACAGAUUUUAUAGGAAUCCAGUUUGUCUGAUAGUACAAAUUCAGGAUCCUUCCAUCAAGCAAUUAUCAAGAAUUUAUGUUUGCUAGGAACUAUCCUAAAAGCUAGUGGUACUGAGAAAAAGAAAAAGUCUGUCCCUAAAUAUCUUGCAUUCUAAUGGGAGAAACAAUAUAUAUGUCAGAACAUAAGAUAAAGGAAUGUAUGAAUUAUAGAAAGUUAUGAAUGGGGGUAUACAUUGUCAUUCAGCCACCAUUAAGUAAAAUUAUCCUUUGUUAUAUAUAUAUGUGAUUCAGAUCUAAUUUUUCCAGUAGGGUUCAGUUUAGUAAUGCUAGUCCACAUUUUAUAAAUCAAUAAUUAACCAUAAAAAUUAAGAUUUUACUGUGUAGUCAUCUAUCAUGGAAGGCUUUUUUAACAUUCUAGUUUAGUUAUAUGUCAGAAAUUCAUUAAUGAUCUAAUUGUGCCUUCCCCACUACUUAAUUAUCUCCAGUUAUUGUUUGUAAAUCAUUGUCACCAAUAACAUAUGGUAGUUAUUAGGUUCCUGAAAGCCUCUACUGGAAGUGAUAUAGCUUAUGCUGCUAUUUUUAGCAUUCUUAACAGUAUUUUUAGUCCAUUCAAAUUUAUGAAAACUAAAUUUUACUAUAAAAUGGAUAGAGCUAAUUACAAACAAAAUUUUGGUGUAUAUGAGAUUAGAUUUGGGCUAUUUGGUGUUAAAUUGCCCUACUCUUGGGAAUUAAGAUGGAAAUUUCUAGAAGUCUUAGGGGGGGUGUUUCAAAAAUGUAGUUCUGUUUAACCUUUAUGACUUUUUUGCUCAGUUUGAAAGGUUUAUAAAGGAGCAAAGGGAACAGGAAUCAUUCAAUUCACCAAUAAACCUUUCAUGAAUUUCAUUACCUGUUUUUAUACACGUAUAGGGCUAAUUACAUGGAAAAGUUGGCAUUUAUUAAAAUAUAUUGAACUGAUCUCAAAAAAUGAUCACUAUCCAGUAAUUAGAUUAGGAUUUAAGAUUUACAUUUUAGAAUUAAAUUUUGACCAGUUUCUAUUCUGUUCUUCUGUUCUUAAUAUAGGUUGUUCUAACCCAAAUUAAGAAGAUUCAAGAGGCAGCUUGGCAUAGUGAAAAGAGUGCUGGACUUGAAGUCAGGAAACCUGAGUUCAAAGUCGGCCUCAAACACUUAUAGGCUGUGUGACUCUGGGCAAGUCACUUAACCUCAGUCAGCCUCAGUUCCCUCAUCUGCAAAAUAGGGAUUAUAAUGCUUGCACUUUCUACCUCACAGAGUAGUGAGGAAAGCACUGUGCAAAUCAUAAAGCUGUGUAAAUGUAAGUUAUCAAAGUUUGAACUUGGUGGUUUUCUUCCUUUUUUUAGUCACAGAAAUUUCUCUGCACACAAAAUUUCUCUGCACACAAAUGUAGAGCUAAAUGGGUUAAAUCAGAUAGACUGGCAUAUGUGUUUCUCAUAAUGAAUUCUAUAGUAACAAAUAAAUGUCUAAAUGUAAUGCAUGGGGAAAUGAUUCGAUAAGGAAUUUUUUGUUUUGAAAUCCAAAGAGCUUAUUAUGAACUGUGAGGAGAUAAAAUAUAUUUAUGAAUUAUGAAACAUGUCAUGACAAUGUAUUUAUAUUCAUUUUAGAAUUUCUGUAAUUAUAUGCAUAUAUUACUCUCAGUUUGAUUUAUUGUGCAAUACCCUACUUCAGUUUUUCAGAAACUAUCUUAUAGCUAUGCACCAUUUAUUUUGUUUUUAUUUAUUUUUGUAAUGUGUUUUCCAGUGCUGUAGCAUAGAUAAUGAAUUUAAGCUUGAACUACAAAUGUACAAUUCCUUUCUGAAAUUUAUUAGUUUAAGUAAGAUUAAGAUAACUUGUCUAUUGUCCACUGUAACUUUUUAUAAAUAAUGUAUGAUGUGUUUGACCUCCUGUAAUAAAGAUAUGAAACAGCA